Spirometra erinaceieuropaei is the source of this 1016-nucleotide messenger RNA. Lineage: Eukaryota; Metazoa; Platyhelminthes; Cestoda; Diphyllobothriidea; Diphyllobothriidae. The record is from the annotation of a GenBank genome assembly.
AUGGCCCACAGGCCGCGGGAAGUACUUUCCAAGGUCGAACGUGGUGCGCCUAGAGAGCUCAAGGCCGACAAAGGCGUGGCCGUCGUGCCAGCGGACAAGAAGCGCUCCACGGCUGUUUUGGACAGGAUAGACUACCUUCAAAAAGCCAAAGGUUUACUGGAGGACCGACAGUUCUAUGUCCCAUGUGCAACGAACCCUUUAAAGACGCUGACACGCGAACGUAAUGCUACGUUGUUGGCCUUGGAGAACUCGGGUGCAAUAACACCGACCGAAAGACGCAUGGCUAGACCCCAAGAUACAGAUUUGGCCCGAUUCUAUGGCCUCCCUAAGGUGCACAAAGACGGCGCUCCUCUCCGACCCAUCGUGUCGCUCAAAGGUACUCCAACGUACGGGCUGGCUAAGUGGUUGUUCAGGCGUCUCAAGUUCCUGACCGCUGAGUCAGACACCAUGGUCUCUUCUCAGCACAAUUCCUGGAGAAACUCGAAGGCGUAAGCCUCCAUCCAAAUGAGGUCAUGAUAUCUUCUGAUGUUACGUCCCUUUCUACUUAUAUUCCUCAGGAUCUGGCGAUCGAGACAAUUAGGCUGCCUCUACAAAGCAAAUACGAUGAAACGGAGAAUCGUCUUGUACACGCCCAAGUCCUUCAGCUCCUGAAGUUCUGUCUUAGGACGUGCUUCCCGUUCUACGGGACAAUCUACGAACAGGUGAAGGGCACACCAAUGGGUUCCCCGAUUUCGGGAUUCAUCGCCGAGACUGUCCUGCAACGGUUGGAGUCGCUAGUUUUCCAAGACCACACACUGAAGUUUUGGGUCCGGUAUGUGCAUGAUACCUUCAUCGUUAUCGAUCACGAUCAACUGCUGACAUUCAAAGAACGUCUCAUUUCGGUCCUCCCGAACAUACCAUUUACGAUGGAGGAGGAAGAGAACAACCAGCUGGCCUUCCUAAAUGUCCUCGUAUGCCGCAAAGAUUGCGGUGGCCUAAAGACCAAAGUGUGGGGGGAAGCGACAAAUACGACGUAA